GUUUGUUUUCUCUUAACUAACAUUAAAAUGCCAGUCACAUGAUCGUAAGAAUCAAGUUCAGCCUUCUCGGAUCAUAUCAACCAACCUAUCUGAAACCUCUAGCGAGUAAUGAUGAACUAUUCUGUCUCUCAGCACCUGCAGACUAAGAGUUUCAGUGUCCAGCUUUCAGAAUUAAAAUUCACCAGAAUCUUUUUUGAAAUUCUGCAAUAUCAGGAGCUGAAACAGCUAAAAGAGUUCAUUAUUUUGCAGGUUUCAGCUAUGUGGCUCUACCUGGUUGCCCUGGUGGGCCUUUGGCUCUUUUGUCGAUGGUACCUGGAAAGACAAAUGGUGGAGAACCUGACAGAGAAAUACGUCUUCAUCACGGGCUGUGAUUCUGGCUUUGGGAACCAGCUGGCCAGGCAGCUGGAUGCUCAGGGUCUGCGGGUGUUGGCCGCUUGUUUCACUCCAGAAGGCGCAGAACAGCUGGAAAAAGUCACGUCGCCUUGUUUGAAAACCACCCUACUGGAUGUCACCAGCACUGAGAGUGUUGCAGCAGCAACUGAGUGGGUGAAGGAGCAAGUAGGAGACAAAGGUCUCUGGGGCUUGGUGAACAAUGCAGGAGUCGCUUUCCCAUUGGCUCCCAACCAGUGGCUGACCAAGGAUGACUUUGCAAAGGUGCUAAAUGUCAACUUGCUGGGCGUAGUUGAUGUGACGCUCCACUUGCUGCCCCUCAUCAGGAGAGCCAGAGGUAGAGUGGUCAACGUGAGCAGUUUGGCUGGAAGAAUUGCCAUUAGUGGAGGCGGCUACAGCCCUUCAAAAUUUGCAUUGGAAGCCUUCUCUGACAGUCUCCGACGUGAAAUGCAUCCUUUUGGAGUCAAAGUCAGCAUCAUCGAGCCAGGUACAUUUUUUACAGGACUAGAAAAAUGUGCAGCAGAGUUCUUCGCAACCCUCUGGAGCAAAGUACCAGCUGAUAUCAAAGAACUCUACGGCCAGGAAUUCUGGAGAAAAUAACCAGUCCAAAUCGGGGGCAACCCACCACUGCAUCCAGGCCCAAAACUCCUGCUCUAGGGUGAGUUGGGAAUGGGGAUUUUGCAUGAUCAUUAUGUGGCGUGAGUUGGGAAUAGGGAUUUUGCAUGUUCAUUACUGUGGGGUGAGUUGGGAAUGGGGAUUUUUGCAUGAUCAUUACUGUGGGGUGAGUUGGGAAUGGGGAUUUUGCAUUAUCAUUAUUGUGGGGUGAGUUGGGAAUGGGGAUUUUGCAUUAUGCUUGCUCAUUAGUAAGUAGGAACCAGUAAAAGAGGAAUCUUGGCAAGUUUAAGAUGGGUGAACUUCAUGCUGCCUGAGGAAUUCUGGGAAUUGAAGUCCAUGCACCUUAAAGUUGCCAAAGUUGAGAAGCAUGGGUCUACACUAAAGCUUAGGAUUUUCCAUUCUUGUUUUAAUUAGAGUUUGGUGCAAUUAAAUAAAUCAGUUGUGGUUUUGUUAACAAAUAGUGAUUAAAGCGAUAUGAACCAUUACUGGACUUUUUGUGAGAAACUGAAAUUAAAAGUUGAUCUGGGCUUUGAUGAUUAAAUAAGGGAUUAUGGAAAUAAUGUAGACAAAUGUUAAUCUUAGAGUAAGAGUUUGAUAUAUAUUUUUACUUAUAUCUGUACCAAAGGAAGUUGGAAGUCAUUCUUUUUCAAUUUUCCUUCUUUUCCUCUUUCUUUCUUACACUUUCACUCUUUUUCUUUCCUGAGCCUUCUUUUUUCAAAUCUGUUUUUUAUUUGUUUAUCCCUAACUUUGUAUUUUUUUGAUGUAUGAAGGUUCAAAUACUCAGCCAUUAUAAUUCGACAUUCCUUAUUUACAGAAACCAUAUCACAAUUUAGAAUGAAAUCCAUCUCAUAUAACGCAGGCUCUGAGUCCCUCUAACCAAAAAGUGUUUAUCAAUAGAAGAGAAUAUUUGUAGCUCAGGGUUGAACUGUGGGUUCCUUGGUGCUCUCUGAGCUUGAUGGUUUUCUCACAGAUGUUUCAUUACCAAACUAGGUAACAUCAUCAGUACUAGAAGGGAGUGGAGAUUGCUCUUACUUUCAUAUACUAGUGGCUUACCCUGUCAGUGUUGAUCAGUUGCUUCACAAAAAGUGUUUUGAAUUAAAUUAUUAAAUUAUUAUUUAAAUGAUUUGAAUCCCACCACUGUAAUAUAUUAAAGGAGACUUGUACUAUUUUUACGAUUUAAAAUGCUUCAGGUAAUGACAUCCUAAUAGAUUAUUCACCAUAGCACCUGAGGAUUUCCUACAGAGAGCAAAACCAGCCUUCUGUGCCUUUUUUUAAAAAAAAAACAGAUCCAGCAAAUAGCCCUUAUAUAGAUCCCAUAUUACCCUCUUGUGGGAAAAGAGGAGUUCAGCUCCAUGAAUUGUUUUUGCUUUCUUGAGUGGCCUCUAUGCCUCCCAAGGUAUCAGAAAUUUAUUAUCAGCUGCUCUGUUGUCAAGUCUGCAGAGGCUCCACCUCAGAACAUCACAUUAAUAAUUCUAUCUCCUAAAAAAAAACCACUGGAAAGUUUCAGGCAAGAAUGUUGAAAUCCCUCAAAAUUUUGGAAUUCUGAUACAAGAUCAUGGGAAUGUGAUGACUGAAAUCUCAUAAGAUUUGCUGGUGUCCAGAGAACAACUAUUUAUAUGAUAGAUGCCAAUGCCAAGGCAAGACUAUGCAGUGGCACAUGAAGAUGUUGCCAAUCGCUUGCACAACCUAAUUUAGAAAGGAAUAUUAAAAAGGGCAAGAUAUAACCAGAACAGCAAUAUUCUGUCAAGUUUUCCAACUCUUUAUUUACUUGUUCAUUGAUUCAUUCAUUUAUCGUAUUUAAGAACCACCUAGCCCCUUCACAGGGGGACUCUGGGCAAUGUACAAUAAAAUAUUAAAACCAUAAAAACAAUAUGCAAAAUACUAUAAUAUAUAAUGUAGUUUCAUCUCUUUGGGUGGUAGCUAUAGCUGUGGUACAGGAAAAAUGCCAUCAUGGCAUGAAAGAAACAGUACUAUUUUACAGCCGAGGGAUAGAUCUCAGCCCAGAUUGCCA
This is a messenger RNA of Pantherophis guttatus, 3016 nucleotides long. Its product is annotated as retinol dehydrogenase 7-like. The record is from RefSeq and is a predicted model, not a curated record. Gene Ontology annotation, biological process: steroid metabolic process. Gene Ontology annotation, cellular component: intracellular membrane-bounded organelle. NCBI's taxonomy places the organism in Eukaryota, Metazoa, Chordata, Lepidosauria, Squamata, Colubridae. Gene Ontology annotation, molecular function: oxidoreductase activity.